Messenger RNA from Mya arenaria, 972 nucleotides. Its product is annotated as receptor-type tyrosine-protein phosphatase epsilon-like. Gene Ontology annotation, biological process: protein dephosphorylation. Gene Ontology annotation, molecular function: protein tyrosine phosphatase activity. The transcript is spliced from 8 exons. The coding region runs from base 1 to 972 and encodes 323 amino acids. NCBI's taxonomy places the organism in Eukaryota, Metazoa, Mollusca, Bivalvia, Myida, Myidae. The record is from RefSeq and is a predicted model, not a curated record.
AUGGCACUUCUGGAGACAUUGAUGCAAUCUACAUCGGCUCUAUCUGCGUCGCAGUUUCUGGCAGCUUACAAAGAACUUAUGGCCUUCGAUAAUGACCUUAGGAGACGGCAGAUUGAUGUUGAGUUCUCUAGGAUGGAGAAAAUGUCUCCCGUGGCUGAUGAAUGUAAAUACGUGAGUGCAAAAGAAGUGAGGAACAGGAACAAGAAUCGGUAUACAAACAUUCUCCCAGUCGCGGACCACAUGCCGUACCUGACUCCCUCUGGAAAGAGGUCUGAACCUGAUUACAUCAACGCUGUAUUCUUACCGAAUUACAAUAAGAAGGGGGCGUUCAUCAUCACCCAGACACCUCUCAAAGUGACUAAAAACGACUUCAUGAGGAUGGUGGUUGAACACGAUGUCCAUACCAUCGUCAUGAUGAACAACAUGAGUGAAAUGAAGGAAGACGAAAUAUACUGGCCUGAAAAUGAAGACCACACGGUUAAUCAGAACAUGACGAUUGGCAAGACAGGCGAGGAAUGUGAAGGAGGAUUAAGAAAGAUAACGCUUGACUUGAAUCGGUUUGGAAAGACACGGAAACUUCAGCUUAUACAAUUUGAAGGAUGGCCUGAUGAUUCAGCGUUGCCAUCUUCUCCUAAAGAUAUUAUAAACCUCUUCGAUGCAGUGCAGUAUUGGCAACACCAAUCAGGAAACAACCCUGUUCUCGUGCAUUGCAUGAACGGAGCAGACAAAAGUGGCUUGUUUUGUGUUGUGUCAGCAGUCUUGGAGAGGAUGAAGAUCGAGCAAGACGUUGCUAUUACCCAGGUCAUCAAAGAGAUCAGGAACUACAGGGAACAGAUUGUCCCUUCUCUGACGGACCUGAAUAGGCAUCGGCAAGAAGAAGAGGGCACAUCUAGUUACACGUGCGACAUGUGUGGGGUUUCAGUAAAAAAGAAAAAUGACACGAAGGCCAAUAUGGACGGCAAUCCUGGCUAA